Messenger RNA from Colletotrichum tamarilloi, 1020 nucleotides. RefSeq lists its product as uncharacterized. The transcript has a single exon. The record is from RefSeq and is a predicted model, not a curated record. Bases 1 to 1020 code for a protein of 339 amino acids. NCBI's taxonomy places the organism in Eukaryota, Fungi, Ascomycota, Sordariomycetes, Glomerellales, Glomerellaceae.
AUGUCAGCUACAAGCGCCAAAGGAUCCAUUCAAAAGCCUACUCGUUCCAGGCCCAUCCUGAGGCUCGAUAUUGCUGCCGCUUUGGGACUGGGGAAAGUAGGCAAGCCGAUCUUGGUCAGGGAAUAUCAAAGUCCAACAUUGACACUAGAAUCGGCGAAAAGGGAAGUAUCCAAACACCCUCUACCCGAAUACCUACCUGACAUCGUGGAACAGCAAAAUCAUUCACGAGAAAGACUUCAGCGAUCCGGUGACGCGGAGACUCACGACUGUCUUCAUUGGGCUUUACAACAUACCUACGACAAGCAGCCACGAAACUCAUGGGAUAGUUGCAGCUGUGUAGGCGGCACUUACGAAAUUGACUCGGAUUAUUUUGAGCCCAUGACGGAAGACGAAUUUGUUCAGAGACGUGUCAGACUCCACGAGACAUACGAAGACCUAGAAGCCUCGACACAAAAUCCAGUGAGCACUCAACUUCGUGCUGGAAGUGCAAAUGAUGAAGUCAGAGAGACUAUAGAUAUGGACCUCUCUGCUUUUCCUCUUGUACAAAAUCGCCUCCAAGAAGUGAAUAUCACAAUCGAAAAUCAGACUAACGACCAGUCAAUUGAAGAUGCAGUUGGGCCAGUGGAACUCUUGGAAGAUUUACAAAAUGAUCUAGAAGUUGCCGCAUCUGUUGUAAUGCAUGGCCAAGGGAAUCAAACAGAUGGUGGGACUAACAGUACAGUUGAAGAACCAGAGGUUGGUCGUCGCACUAGAUUCCACGAACACUUGGACUCGCUCGAUGCACCAGUAUUCCGUUUGAGUUUGGCCGGCCUUACUCCUCCUCAGCAGUCGACUCCAAUGCUGGAAUCCAACUGUGUAAGUCAACAUACCCACUUCCUGGCACCCCCCUGUUUCUGGCACCCACAAAAACGCGAAAAUCCACCACAACCCAAUGCCCACCCCCAACCUCCUUUUAUCACAACAUUUUCAAUUCGCGUCCAAAUGGGCUCAUCUUUUGCACAUGUCUUCUUCUAUAUAUAA